Molecule: messenger RNA, 1743 nt
Organism: Lycium ferocissimum
Lineage: Eukaryota; Viridiplantae; Streptophyta; Magnoliopsida; Solanales; Solanaceae
Product: protein CANDIDATE G-PROTEIN COUPLED RECEPTOR 7-like
Exons: 1
Coding region: 187-1509 (440 amino acids)
Biological process (GO): transport
Cellular component (GO): Golgi apparatus; membrane
Source: RefSeq, a predicted model, not a curated record
GUUACGAAAGUCCAAAGAUGGAUCUAGAAUUGAUGUAGUACACCUCAAAUACUACAAGUCCAUGGUCGUUCUCACCUCUCAGUCAACCAUCUUAACCAACAAGCAAGCCUUACACUUCCCCUCACAUUUCUUUCCAUCAAUCCUUUGAAACCCCAAAACCCCAAACUCAAACUCCAAAACAUAAACAUGGCUGUUCUGUACAAUUGUUCCCUUUUCUCUAUAGUCUUGGCUGUCUUAAUUACCACCGCAUUAGCAGAGAUCCGAUCCACACAGAUCCGAUCCGAUUCACGUUCUACAAUCCCCUUUGAUGAAUUCGGGUACACCCAUUUUGGCCGUCUUAACCUCACUGUAACCGACAUCACCUUAUCCCACCCGAAAUCCGGACCCGAACCCGUUCCAUCUGAAUUGGGUUUCUUUCUUGUAACACGUGAAGCUUGGCAACAUGUUCUUGAACAACUCCAAGAUGGUGAUAUCAGAUGUACUCUUCACUCUGAUCUUGUUAAAAGGGUUUUAACUUUUGAUCAGUUGCAACCAUCUGUGAAACAAUUCAAUACUUCUUUUAAUGUCGGUGAAGCGAAUCAAUUCACUCUUGUUUUUGCUAAUUGCAUGCCUAAUUUGGAAGUUUCAAUGAAUGUUCAUUCGGUUAUGUAUAAUUAUAACCCGAAAAGUGGGAAUCUUGAUUUUCUGUCUGCAGGCAAGACUGCUCUUCCAGUGAUUUAUUAUUUGUUUUUUGUUGUGUAUGUGUUAAUGGGGGGUUUAUGGGUUUUUGCACUUUACAAGAAAAGGUUAUCUGUUUAUGGGAUUCAUUUCUUUAUGCUUGCUGUUGUGAUCUUGAAAGCAUUGAAUUUGCUGUGUGAGGCUGAGGAUAAAUCGUAUAUUAAGAAGACUGGUACUGCUCAUGGUUGGGAUGUUUUGUUUUAUAUAUUUAGCUUCUUGAAGGGUAUUACUUUGUUCACUUUGAUAGUUUUGAUUGGAACUGGUUGGUCAUUUUUGAAGCCUUACUUGCAAGAUAAAGAGAAGAAGGUUUUGAUGAUUGUUAUACCUUUGCAAGUUGUGGCCAAUCUUGCUCAGGUUGUGAUUGAUGAAACUGGCCCUUUUGGUGAAAAUUCAUACACAUGGAAGCAGGUUUUCUUGCUUGUUGAUAUUGUGUGUUGUUGUGCUGUAUUGUUUCCUAUUGUGUGGUCGAUUAAGAACUUGCGUGAGGCAGCUAAGACUGAUGGCAAGGCUGCAGUGAAUUUGAUGAAGUUGACAUUAUUCAGGCAGUACUACGUUAUUGUGAUAUGUUACAUAUACUUUACAAGAGUUGUGGUUUAUGCGUUGGAGACUAUUACCUCAUAUCGGUAUCAGUGGACUAGUGUGGUGGCUGCUGAAGCAGCAACACUUGCCUUCUAUGUCUUUACGGGUUAUAACUUCAGGCCUAAGACGCACAAUCCAUAUUUUGCGAUUGAUGACGAGGAGGAAGAGGCUGCUUCCGAGGCACUCAAACUUGAAGACGAAUUUGAAUUAUGAGUAUCAUCUUCAGCACUAUGCAGAUACAUUUGAAGAGGCAAAGUUGAUAAUACUCAAUCUCGGAGAAGGUUCUAACAUUUUUGAAAUCAUUGCCUAGUUGUUUGUUCAUUAGUGUGUAUAUCAAUUUACUUGUAAGAGAUAUCUGUUGUGUUUUUAUCUACAUUGUUGCAGUAUUCUAUUCUGCAUUGAAUUGGGAUGUUGGUUAUCAAGUCAAUAAUCUUGGUAUUAGUUUUC